AGGGCAAGAGUUUGGGGAGAUAGCAUUAAAGUAUGAAUGAUGACGACAAGACGGGAAAGAACGCUGAAAGAAGUAGCUGGAGUGCAAUAACGUUAAACGCACACGAAACUUGGGGGUGUGUGGCUUCGGGCAGAGGGUCACAUAACUGCGUUUACCGGAGGCCCAGCAUUCAUCUAAGCGCCAGCGGGGACAACCAUGGAAACUCGCAAUUGUAGUUACGUAUAAAUAGGGAAAGGAAGCAGGGCAGAGAUUCACCGGGCCGCUGCGGUCUAAGAUUGGAACUUCUGAAAACUUUAUUUUCUCGUGUUCCUCUAUUUUGCGGGAUACUGAGGGGUUUCUACAUUUUGCAGAAUGCGAGCUUAACUUUUGAGAUAUAGAUUCACCUGAUGAAUCAUUAUCUUGUAAAUUGAGCAACUCAUAAAAAGUCAAAGUGCAGAAGCAAUGGGAGACAGUAGAGAGUGCAAUCAGAUGGGUUCUUCGGAAAAUAUGGAUGAUGAUAGUGGUCUUGAGCUCAGCUUGGGUCUAUCUUGUGGAGGGUUUGGCUGUAAAACAAAGGUUAAAGAUGCUGUGAAGGAGAUCUAUUCAGAACAGGGAGCUGGCGACCAAGUAAAAAGUGGAAAAAAUAGUGGAGAUACAUUUGUAAAAGUUGACCUUUGUGCUAACACUGCCAAAGAGGAUAAUGCAGUUAAGCAAUCAAAUGAGCCAGUUCCUCCAGUACAAGAGAGUUUUUGGAUGAAUCUUGGAAAGGCUACGGCAAAAGAAACUGAGAAUUCAACAGAAAUGCAUGCGAAUCAAGUCCAGUUUCCAGGUUUUAGAGAGCCAUGGUUCACAGGGGAAACUUCUAUACAGGGACAAAAAUCAUCUGCAGACACAGAGAAAGCUAAAAGAGAUAAGCAAGAUAGAAUGACAAUAUUUAACCAGCAACAGGAAGUACAGGAACCGGAAAUCACAAGAGAGUCAGCUGAAGAAAAGUGGCAGGAGGCAAGGAAAAAGCGGAAAAUGACUGUCGAGGAACAGAAGCAACAGACUAAAGGUGAUAAAGAAGAUGAUAGGGAUGAUCCACAUUGUAAGUCCAAAUCAGGAAUUCCUUCUCAAUUGAAAAGUUCUCCCAUUUCUGCAAACACACAGGAUGCUUCCUCAUCUGAGAAUGAAGACACUGCAGAUUCUGAAGUAGAGGCUUCUAUGUUGAGGACAGUAUCUCCUAUCGUAAAGUACAACAUGAAACAACCCAUGCCUUCAGUAAGUGAAGUUUCAGAUAAAAAUGAAAAUCAAAUGCCUAUUACAAGGACCAUGGUAAUUGGAAGUGACAUAAAUAAAGAACAUAACAGUACAUCAUUUAUGCCACCUGUUGCCAUAGCAAGCACACCACUUCCUUACUCUCUUCCAUCCUUUAAUGUGGGGCAUGCACCUUACUCUCAUUCCUUUCAGGUGGCUAAUAAUCCCAGUGUUGCAUUUUCAGCUGGGUUCUCAUUGCCAUACCUUAUGCAAUUUGCACCACCAACAGUAAAUGGACCAGAUAGAUCUACUGUUCAUCCUGUGAAUUCCACUGGUGUUCAGCUACCUCCUAAUUAUUCACCAUACCAACUUCCAGCCCUUGAAACAUCACCAUCUUGGGUGUCAGUUUCACAUUCUCAUCAACCUCUUAUGUUUGGAUCAAAAACCAUUGGAGGCACAAGGAAGUCUUCAGAGCAUGCAGAUGAUGAGUCGAAGAUUUCUCAAGCUGCAAGUCAGGCAUCUCAGGUUUCUUUAGGUGUAAUAUCAGCAACUGGUGAAAGAACACUCCCGGACAACCAAAAGCCAGAGUCAGCAAAUCCAUUAAUGAAAAAUGAAAGACAAUCUGAAAGAACAUGUUCAGAUAGAGGGACAUCCUUAUCUUCAAAGGCUGUAGAUGAUGAUGGAAAGCAUGGAGUUGCUUGGUCUAAGGAUCACACCAACCAUCUUCCAAUGGCAGAUGGUCUUUCUCAAGAAGUUUGGAAUUUAAGGCCAGGGAUAGCUCCAGGACUGAAAUUUGGUGGUACUGGUAAUUCACCUGACUUGCCGUGGGUAUCUACGACUGGAAUAGGUUCAAACGGAAAGACCAUUUCUGGUGUGAUGUAUAGGUAUAAUAAAAAUCAAGUUAGAAUUGUGUGUGCCUGCCACGGAAGGCACAUGUCACCUACUGAGUUCGUACAACAUGGAAAUGAUGCAGACGUUUCAAAUUCGGAUAACAAUGCGGUGGCUAAUUCGUUCCCUAGUGGCAAUCAGGCAACAUCUGCUCAAGGUUGAAAUUGUGUAUUAGCAAUCACCCAAAAAUGGACAUGGCACUGCAUGGCUAGGAAAGUUGCUUUCGGUACUCUUCUCUUUUGAUACCAAAAUUAGUAUUUUGCAUGUUCACAUGUGAUUUGAAGCCGCUAACACAACUUACCUAAAAACACUAUGUUGCGGUUGUAAAUAAUAUUUAUUUAGAACAAUAACCAGAUACAUAACCACAUUGCUUUCA
Molecule: messenger RNA, 2479 nt
Organism: Cryptomeria japonica (Japanese cedar)
Lineage: Eukaryota; Viridiplantae; Streptophyta; Pinopsida; Cupressales; Cupressaceae
Product: ninja-family protein 8
Exons: 3
Coding region: 442-2265 (607 amino acids)
Biological process (GO): negative regulation of DNA-templated transcription; signal transduction
Cellular component (GO): nucleus
Source: RefSeq, a predicted model, not a curated record